UCCGGCUCCGCCCCCGCCUGUCUGUGUCCGCCGCUAUCUAUAAAGUUGUUGUUUUGCCAACAUGGCGGCGCCCAUAGUGCCAGGCCAGAGUGUGUUCACCUAAGGUGGGAACCCAGGCGUAAGGAGCCGCAGGCCAGAGCCUGUGAGCAGGGCUUUCCUACCUUCUGAAGAAUGGCUCCUUGGCAGAGACUGAGGUUUUAUGCCUUUCUUCUGCAAAGGCAGCUAAAUGGUGGGCCAGAUGUCAUCAACUGGGGAAGAGGAGUGAUUCCAGGAUGUUCCAGAGGUAUUUACAGUGCUACAGGAAAGUGGACCAAAGAGUAUACGUUGCAGACAAGAAAGGAUGUGGAGAAAUGGUGGCAUCAACGAAUAAAAGAACAGGCCUCCAAAAUUUCAGAAGCUGAUAAAUCGAAGCCCAAGUUUUACGUGCUUUCCAUGUUCCCGUAUCCCUCCGGCAAGCUGCACAUGGGCCACGUGCGUGUGUACACCAUCAGUGACACCAUUGCACGCUUCCAGAAGAUGAGAGGGAUGCAGGUCAUCAAUCCCAUGGGAUGGGAUGCCUUUGGUUUGCCUGCCGAAAAUGCUGCAAUUGAGAGGAAUCUACAUCCGGAAAGUUGGACGCAAAGUAAUAUCAGACACAUGAGGAAGCAGCUUGAUCGACUAGGUCUGUGUUUUAGCUGGGAUAGGGAAAUAACCACGUGUUUACCAGAUUACUAUAGAUGGACUCAGUAUCUCUUUAUUAAACUCUAUGAAGCUGGACUGGCCUAUCAAAAGGAGGCAUUGGUUAACUGGGACCCAGUGGAUCAAACAGUGCUUGCCAACGAGCAGGUGGAUGAACAUGGCUGUUCGUGGCGUUCUGGAGCAAAGGUGGAACAGAAGUACCUCAGACAGUGGUUUAUUAAGACAACUGCUUAUGCAAAGGCCAUGCAGGACACGCUAGCAGACCUUCCAGAAUGGUACGGAAUAAAAGGCAUGCAGGCACACUGGAUCGGGGACUGUGUGGGCUGUCACCUGGACUUUGCGUUAAAGGUUGAUGGGCAAGUCACAGAAGAAGAGCUGAGUGCCUACACAGCCACCCCUGAGGCCAUUUAUGGCACCUCCCAUGUGGCCAUCUCACCCAGCCACAGACUCCUACACGGGUGCAGCUCCCUGAAGGAAGUCUUCCAGAAGGCUCUGGUCCCUGGCAGAGAUUGCCUCACACCCGUGAUGGCUGUGAACAUGCUCACCCAGCAGGAGGUCCCUGUCAUCAUCUUGGCCAAAGCUGACUUUGAGGGCUCUCUGGAUGCAAAAAUAGGAAUCCCCAGCACCAGCUCAGAGGAUACCGUCUUAGCCCAAUCCCUGGGCCUGUCCUACUCUGAAGUCAUCGAGACCUCGCCAGAUGGCACAGAGAGACUGAGCAACUCUGCCGAGUUCACAGGUAUGAACAGACUGGAUGCAUUUCUGGCCCUGACUCAGAAAGCCCGGAGGAAGAGAGUGGGCGGAGACGUGACAAGCGAUAAACUGAAGGACUGGCUGAUCUCGAGGCAGCGGUACUGGGGCACUCCCAUCCCCAUGGUCCACUGCCCGGCCUGCGGGCCGGUGCCUGUGCCUCUGGACGACUUGCCGGUGACCUUGCCCAGCAUCACCUCUUUCACCGGAAAGGGAGGCUCCCCACUGGCCUCAGCUUCGGAGUGGGUGAACUGCUCCUGCCCUAGGUGCAAGGGAGCAGCCACAAGAGAGACAGACACGAUGGAUACCUUUGUUGAUUCUGCUUGGUACUACUUCAGAUACACCGACCCUCAGAACACUCAGAGCCCUUUCAGCACAGCGUUGGCAGAUUACUGGAUGCCUGUGGAUUUGUAUAUCGGAGGGAAAGAGCAUGCCGUCAUGCACUUGUUCUAUGCGCGAUUCUUUAGUCAUUUUUGCCACGAUCAAAAAAUGGUCAAACACAGAGAGCCUUUUCAUAAGCUGCUGGCCCAAGGCCUUAUCAAGGGGCAGACAUUCCGCCUACCAUCUGGACAGUAUCUCCAGCGAGAAGAAGUGGAUCUCACAGGUUCUGUUCCUGUUCACGUGAAGACAAGGGAGAAAUUAGAGGUGACGUGGGAGAAGAUGAGCAAAUCCAAGCACAAUGGGGUGGACCCCGAAGACGUCGUGGAGCAGUAUGGCAUCGACACCAUCCGGCUGUACCUCCUUUUUGCCGCCCCUCCUGAGAAGGACAUCUUGUGGGACGUGAAGACUGACGCUCUCCCCGGGGUGCUGAGGUGGCAGCAGCGUCUGUGGGCCUUGGCAACGCGAUUUAUCGAGGCCAGGAUUUCCGAGAAGGUUCCCAGGCCUCAGCUGUUGAGUAACAAGGAGAAAGCGGAGGCCAAGAAGCUGUGGGAGUACAAGAACUCGGUCAUCUCUCAGGUGACCGCCCAUUUCACAGAGGACUUAUCACUGAAUUCUGUGAUUUCUCAUCUGAUGGGACUCAGCAGUGCCCUCUCGCAAGCAUCUCAGAGAGUUGUUCUCCACAGCCCUGAGUUUGAGGAUGCUCUGUGUGCGCUGAUGGUGAUGGCUGCUCCCAUGGCCCCUCACAUAACCUCGGAGCUCUGGGCAGGUCUGGCGCUGGUGCCCAGGAAGCUAUGUCCCCACUAUGCCUGGGAUGCCGACGUGCUGCUUCAGGCCUGGCCAGCCGUGGACCCGCAGUUCCUCCAGCAGCCUGACGUUGUGCAGAUGGCAGUUCUGAUCAACAACAAAGCCUGCGGCAAAAUCCCCGUGCCCCAGCAAGUCGCCCAGGACCAGGACAAAGUCUAUGAACUGGUUCUCCAAAGUGAACUGGGUAUCAAGCUCUUACAGGGGCGAAGCAUCAAGAAGGCCUUCCUGUCCCCCAGAACUGCCCUCAUCAACUUCCUGGUGCAGGAGUGACUACAGGGAUGUUGCAGCUGCCACAGGACUCUGAGCUCCUCCUCCAGGUCUGGGAGGAAGAGAAGGAGCCUGGGACCCAUGGGCAGAGAAAGGCCCAGUGUCUUGAAUGUCUGCUUUCCUACUCUGAAAGGCUGGCAUCAACAGGGUACCUCUGCAGUAUGACCUGGUGCAGGGGUGAGGGUGGGUAUGGGCAGGGGAGAAAUAGGAGUGAGGGGGGAUGGGGCAGCCUGCACCUCCCCGCACUAUUGCAGGGUGGAGGAAGCCACCAGUGAUGCGACUGGGUGGGAGCAGAAAGAAGAGAAGUAAGUCCGGAUGAGCAAGAUGCAGACUGGGAGCUUCUGGACCCUGGAAAUGGCACAGCUUUAGGCUCGCAAGCCUAGAGUGAGGAAGCACCAGGGCUCAGGAGCAGCGUGGCAGGCACUGUCCAGCGGGUGGCAGAACUUUGACAUCAUGGUGGAUGGUCUCCCACCUUCAGGCUACGUGGAAAAACUGUUUGGGUCCUGUCCAAAUAUCCCCAUGUGGAGUGGACGCUGGGAUCUUCCGAAUUUGCUCAGAAGCAAAAGGCAAAUGGGGCUAGCCCUGCAACCAACUCCCACACCUCAGCCCUGAUAUCUGGGCGAAACACGGCUUCCCACUGUGAAUGUCUCCCUGGCAGCCCUUCCUAACCAAUCCCUCAGGGUGUAAAAUGUAGCAGAACCAAGCUGGUUCCAGUCUCAGAAGGAACCAACCUCGGUGCCUGCCACAGCCCAGCAGGGGUCUGUUCAUGUGCACCCCAGAUGGCAAUGCCGCCGUGAUGGUGGCCCCCCAGAGCCCAUCAUUAGGAAGAGCAAGCCCAGGCAGAGGGGUGGGACUGAUGCCACCCAGGCAUCGCCUUCUGUGUCCAGGCCAUGGCAGUCUGGCUGCCAGGGAGACAGCUGGGACUGGACCUAUGUCAUGUAUAUUAGGGUGAACCUAUGGUUUUGUGGAGUCAGCAGUCAGGUGCUCUUACCAGAACUGGCUUAAGACCGGUUACUAUGAAUGAGGGGAGGAGGAGGAGAAUCUGGCCGUAUUGUGAUGCUGAAAAUCUGUAUUUGUUCUCUGAUGCCUUCUUCUGAAGUAGCCUCAGAUGUGGUCCCCUGCAGUUCAGCAGUUAACAGAUGACUUUUUUUUUUUUUAAUGUAAUAAAAUGUUUGUCAUGUAU
This is a messenger RNA of Sus scrofa (pig), 4060 nucleotides long. It is a transcript of the gene LARS2, whose product is annotated as leucyl-tRNA synthetase 2, mitochondrial. The record is from RefSeq and is a predicted model, not a curated record. Gene Ontology annotation, biological process: leucyl-tRNA aminoacylation; mitochondrial translation. Gene Ontology annotation, molecular function: leucine-tRNA ligase activity; ATP binding; aminoacyl-tRNA deacylase activity. Gene Ontology annotation, cellular component: mitochondrion. Lineage: Eukaryota; Metazoa; Chordata; Mammalia; Artiodactyla; Suidae.